This is a messenger RNA of Chinchilla lanigera (long-tailed chinchilla), 3838 nucleotides long. RefSeq names its product transglutaminase 2 (gene Tgm2). The coding region runs from base 103 to 2178 and encodes 691 amino acids. Lineage: Eukaryota; Metazoa; Chordata; Mammalia; Rodentia; Chinchillidae. Gene Ontology annotation, molecular function: protein-glutamine gamma-glutamyltransferase activity. Gene Ontology annotation, biological process: peptide cross-linking. The transcript is spliced from 13 exons. The record is from RefSeq and is a predicted model, not a curated record.
GCUAUAAGUCCAGGUCUCAGCGCGGCGCAGCAGUGGUCUGCACUGCAAGGUUGCCACCUCCCCGAGGAGCCGCCGCUAGGAGCAGAGAAACUUGGCCCGACCAUGGCCGAGGAGCUGAUCCUGGAGAGAUGUGACUUGCAGCUGGAGGUCAAUGGCCGUGACCACCGCACGGCCGACCUGUGUCGGGAGAGGCUGGUAUUGCGGCGGGGCCAGCCCUUCUGGCUGAUGCUGCACUUUGAGGGCCGUGGCUAUGAGGCCAGUGUGGACACCCUCACCUUCAACGCUGUGACCGGCCCAGCUCCCAGCGAGGAGGCCGGGACCAUGGCCCGCUUCUCGCUGUCCAGUGCUGUGGAGGGGGGCACCUGGUCAGCCUCAGCGGUGGACCAGCAGGACUGCACCCUCUCGCUGCUGCUCAACACCCCAGCUGAUGCCCCCAUUGGCCUGUAUCGCCUCAGCCUGGAGGCCUCCACUGGCUACCAGGGCUCCAGCUUCGUGCUGGGCCACUUUACCCUGCUCUUCAACGCCUGGUGCCCAGCGGAUGCUGUCUAUAUGGACUCGGACCAGGAGCGGCAGGAGUACGUGCUCACCCAGCAGGGCUUCAUCUACCAGGGCUCGGCCAAGUUCAUCAAGAGCAUACCUUGGAACUUCGGGCAGUUUGAAGAUGGAAUCCUGGACAUUUGCCUGAUGCUCUUGGACCUCAACCCCAAGUUCCUGAAGAACGCUGGCCGAGACUGCUCACGCCGCAGCAGGCCUGUCUACGUGGGCCGGGUGGUGAGCGCCAUGGUCAACUGCAAUGAUGACCAGGGAGUGCUCCUGGGACGCUGGGACAACAACUACGGGGAUGGCGUCAGCCCCAUGUCCUGGAUCGGCAGUGUGGACAUCCUGCGGCGCUGGAAGGACGACGGGUGCCAGCGCGUCAAGUACGGCCAGUGCUGGGUCUUCGCUGCAGUGGCCUGCACAGUGCUGCGGUGCCUCGGCGUCCCCACCCGCGUCGUGACCAACUAUAACUCAGCCCACGACCAGAACAGCAACCUGCUCAUCGAGUACUUCCGCAACGAGUUCGGGGAGAUCGAGGGGAACAAGAGUGAGAUGAUCUGGAACUUCCACUGCUGGGUGGAGUCGUGGAUGACGAGGCCGGACCUGGAGCCCGGGUACGAGGGGUGGCAGGCCCUGGACCCCACACCCCAGGAGAAGAGUGAAGGGACGUACUGCUGUGGCCCGGUCCCAGUUCGUGCCAUCAAGGAGGGCGACCUGAGCACCAAGUACGACGCACCUUUCGUGUUUGCGGAGGUCAACGCUGAUGUGGUGGACUGGAUCCGGCAGGAGGACGGGUCCUUGCACAAGUCCGUCAACCAUUCCUUGGUCGUGGGGCUGAAGAUCAGCACGAAGAGUGUGGGCCGCGACGAGCGGGAGGACAUCACCUACAACUACAAGUACCCAGAGGGAUCUGAAGAGGAAAGGGAAGCUUUCACAAGGGCCAACCACCUGAAUAAACUGGCCGAAAAGGAGGAGGCCAAAGAGGAAACGGGGGUGGACAUGCGGAUCCGUGUGGGUCAGAACAUGAAUAUGGGCAGUGACUUUGACGUCUUUGCCCACAUCACUAACGGCACCGCUGAGAGCCGCGACUGCCGCCUCCUGCUCUGUGCACGCACCGUCAGCUACAAUGGGGUCCUGGGGCCCGAGUGUGGCACCAAGGACCUGCUGAACCUGACCCUGGACCCCUUCUCAGAGACAAGCAUUCCCCUGCACAUCCUCUAUGAGAAGUACUGCGACUGCCUGACCGAGUCCAACCUCAUCAAGGUGCGGGGCCUCCUCAUAGAGCCGGCAGCCAACAGCUACGUGCUGGCCGAGCGGGACCUCUACCUGGAGAAUCCAGAAAUCAAGAUCCGGGUCCUGGGGGAGCCCAAGCAGAACCGCAAGCUGGUGGCCGAGGUGUCCCUGAAGAAUCCGCUCCCUGUGCAGCUGCUGGGUUGUAUCUUCACUGUGGAGGGCGCUGGCCUGACCAAGGAGCAGAAGUCUAUUGAAGUCCCGGACCCCGUGGAAUCAGGGGAGCAAGUGAAGGUGCGGGUAGACCUGCUGCCCACGGACAUGGGCCUCCACAAGCUGGUGGUGAACUUCGAGUGCGACAAGCUGAAGUCAGUGAAGGGCUAUCGGAACAUCAUCAUUGGCCCCGCUUAAGGGAGCCCUGUGCUCAGCCCCACCUCAGCCUGCUGGAAACCGCCAACCAGACCUGGUCUUUAUCUCAAGCUAAUGGGCAGAACUUGCCAUUUAAGGCAGGGGUGGGCUGCGCGGGGGCCCUUGGGGAUGGAAUGUGCUUCCCGCUCAUCUUGACCCUCUGAGCCAAGUUCCCCACCAGCUCCCUGUGCCAACAUGGAAUGUUCUAUCCCAACAUGGUAGGAAUUCCAACCUUGGCUGGCUGGCGCUGGGGUACAAGAGAGGGGUCCUUCCUCUCCCUACCCAGCCCCAGGCCCUCCUGGACAGUCACUGGCCACCCAGCUGUUGAUCUGCUCCGUAGCCCCUUGGAGCAGGCCAGUGGGACAGUGUGCACAUGGCUGGGCUGAGGAGCUCAGCUGCCCAGCAGCGUCCUGUACCUCUUGCCCACGGCACUCAGGCCCCGGCAGCCCUUUGAAGAGCCAAAGCCAGGCAGGGCUGGGGAACAGGUCCAGCGCCCCCACCUUCCCAUUCUAGAAGCCCUGGCCCAACAGCCGUCCCACCCCUGUCCCCGCUGUGAGGCGCCCACUGCACCAGGCACCUCCUGGGCUCGCAGUGCGGGCGCGCACAGGGCUCCCAGCAGGUCCAUCACCGUGGGGAGCUGCAGAUUGGGAGCUGCAUCCCAGUGAGGAGGCUGGGAGGGGCCCGCUGCCCUCUCCACACCAGACUACUGGGGGUGCGUGGCACAUGCGGGGCUGGGGAUGUGAAGGCCUGGGCCAGAGCCUGAGCCUUCUGGCUCGAGGCCAGCACUGCAUUUAUGACACCAGCUCUGACCUGAGAAUGACAGAGAAACCACUUGGGGACUGACCAGAAAGGGCCCAGCUGGGCCCAGGAGGCAGGGAAGGAGUUGGAGGGGUUUGGGGAGCUGGAGGUCAGCCCUGGGUUUGAGCUCUAAGUCUGGUCAGACUCUGUCUUUCCUUUUCUGGGCCUCAGUUUCCUCAUUAAUCUGCAGAAUGAUUGAGCCAGCGCAUCUCCAAUGUGCUCUUGGCCCUGAGCCUCUGCGCCUCACGUGGCAGGCUUUGUGAAUAACCCCAGGGCCCAGGCUGUUUCCGAGAGGGAAGCCGUGACCACCAGCCAUCCUGCUUCCUACCUGCACGCAGGUCCCUCCCUGCAGAUCCCGGUGCUGGGGGAGGAGAGCCGGGGCCUGCCCACACAAUGCCCAGCCCUCGCAAGAGCCUCAGCUGCCCACCUGGUCGCUAACCAACAAGGCCAGCACCCCCAAGCCCUCAUGCACAGCCAGCACCCUGGCACAGCCCUGGCCCUGAGGAAGCGUGGAGAGCCUGUGGGUUAUCAUCUCGGAGUCUAUGCCCGCAUGCUGUCUGUAUGACCAGGCUUCCCUCCGGCUGGACGGAAUGGGGCAGUCUCUACUGGAGGUGCAGUUACAGCCUCUGGGACUCCCAAGAUUCCAGACAGGGUCUUGGGAAAAAUCACAUCAAUGCCUGUAAAACUUUCUGCUUUGCACAGAGAGAACUACAAGAUGAGCUAACGUGUGCUCUAUAUAAAUACAGCCCUGUUUCUCUAUAGGUUUAUGUAUACGCUUUCCGGUUCCUAGCAGGCAGCAGAUGCGCUUUUGAACCACAAGGAGCAAGCACUGAAAUAAAAGAGUUUAUUUUUCACAUGGAAACAA